This is a messenger RNA of Penicillium angulare, 801 nucleotides long. RefSeq lists its product as uncharacterized. The transcript has a single exon. Bases 1 to 801 code for a protein of 266 amino acids. NCBI's taxonomy places the organism in Eukaryota, Fungi, Ascomycota, Eurotiomycetes, Eurotiales, Aspergillaceae. The record is from RefSeq and is a predicted model, not a curated record.
AUGGCCAAUGAAAACGCCCCACCUAUGGGCUUUUUGGCUGUCGAGGUUAACAUAGCUAGGCCCCCAGGUGAUCCAUUUAACGAGCGAACUUGGAGCUUCCCCCUUAUUCGGGAGACAGUCCCUGGCUCAUCUGUGUCUCAUAUUGUGACUGAUAAACAAUACGACGAUGAAUUUAUUGAGCGUUUUGUCGCUGCUGGAAUCAAACUAGCUAAGCGUGGAGCUGUUGGAAUCAUUACAAGCUGCGGCUUUCUUGCUAUGGCACAAAAAAAGUAUUACCCCAAUCAUUGUGUAGUUGUUUUGCGGCUCAAUAUGCUUAUUUUGAUCAGACUUUCUGCCAGGCUGCCCAUACCUAUAGCCACAUCGUCACUUAUCCAGAUUCCAACACUCCGCGCGAUAAUUCACCCUGCGCACAAAAUCGGACUACUGACAUACGAUGCUGGCCGCCUGACAGAUAGGCACUUGACUGAGCUCGGUAUUGAUCCGGCUUCAGUGCAUAUUUUCGGUGCGCCUCCCCGGGGUUAUCUAAGAGGGUAUGUCUCACGUGGUGAGCCUUAUGAUUCUCAAAAUGUCAAACAUGAGCUGGUUAUUAUGGCCAAAGAAUUAUUAAAUAGCACCCAAGACAAAAUCAGAGCUAUCGUGCUAGAGUGCACUAAUAUGGCACCCCACGGUGAAGCAAUUCACCAUGCGACAGGUUUACCUGUUUAUGAUGUAUAUACACUUGGAGAAUGGUUUUACUCAGGUCUGAACAGAAGAAAUCCACCAUACUGGGCUAUGCGAAAGCCUAGAGAUCAAAAAGUAUAG